Messenger RNA from Saprolegnia parasitica CBS 223.65, 661 nucleotides. RefSeq lists its product as hypothetical. Lineage: Eukaryota; Oomycota; Saprolegniomycetes; Saprolegniales; Saprolegniaceae. The coding region runs from base 6 to 581 and encodes 191 amino acids. The record is from RefSeq and is a predicted model, not a curated record. The transcript has a single exon.
UGAAGAUGCAACGUCUCGGUCGCCGGCGUCUAAGCUCGACGGCCGCGCCGUGGUUCAAGGACGGCCUCGCCUUUAGUUGCACCAAGUGCGGCAACUGCUGCUCUGGUCAGUCCGGCUCGGUGCGCUUCAACGACGACGAAGCCGCCACGAUGGCUGCAAAGGUCGGCGAGACGGUCCCGGCCUUUCUCGACAAGUACACGCGCCGACAAGGCCGGGGCAACCUUUCGUUCUACCAGCUCAAGGAGGUGCGCAAGAAUAAAGACGAUGGCUUCGACUGCAUCUUCCUCGACCGCAAAAAGAUUCGCGGCAAGGCUGUCUGCAGCCUCUACGACGCGCGGCCGACGCAGUGCAGGACGUGGCCCUUCUGGCCCGAGACGCUCGAGACCCGGGCGACGUGGGAAAAGACUAAAGACUCGUGCCCAGGUAUCAACAAGGGCACGAAGCAAUCGACAGACGACGUCUCGGCCAAGGUCGCUGCGACAGUCGCAUGGCGCCGCAGCCUCCAGUACAAGGCGCCACUCAAGCGCGGCAGCCGCGCUGCCCCAGCAGUUGCAGUUGACACCAAGGUCGCAGCUGAGUAGAUUCGGUCAUCGUCCAUUGCAGUAGAGAAUAGAGAGCACCAAGGCGAUUUUGAAUGAUAACAAGCUAGGUUCAAUUCCCA